This is a messenger RNA of Alosa alosa (allis shad), 2002 nucleotides long. RefSeq names its product solute carrier family 35 member E3 (gene slc35e3). NCBI's taxonomy places the organism in Eukaryota, Metazoa, Chordata, Actinopteri, Clupeiformes, Clupeidae. The transcript has 6 exons. The record is from RefSeq and is a predicted model, not a curated record. Bases 265 to 1206 code for a protein of 313 amino acids. Gene Ontology annotation, molecular function: nucleotide-sugar transmembrane transporter activity; antiporter activity. Gene Ontology annotation, cellular component: Golgi apparatus.
UGGAGGAAUCAAGGAGAGGCAGAUAUGAGAAAUGAGAUGUCCUGAUAGUGCUACACAGUGCUCCUCUUCCACUUCGACUGAAUGCUGCUGUUUUAUUUAAGUCCGUCGGGGGCGAUAGAGAGCACUGACGUGGCGUCGAGCGCCAGAUUUGCUCUGGCCAGAAAGCGUCGCUUUUGUGAUGUCACACCCUUGUGUUAUGGAGAAAAAAAAGAGCUCACGCUUUUGAAAGUCUAUGCUUGAACCGUGUAGCCCCGAUUCGGAACCAUGGCUACACGUCUCACAGAUCUACUUGGGAACACCCGGAUCAUUACCGGAUUGCUGGUGAAUUUAUUCUCGUCCAUAUGUAUCGUGUUCAUCAACAAAUGGAUCUAUGUGCAUUACGGAUUUCCCAACAUGACUUUAACCCUCGUACAUUUUGUGGUAACGUGGCUAGGGCUAUACGUGUGCCAGAAAAUGGACAUAUUCGCUCCCAAGAGUCUGCGACCGUCCAAAGUAAUUCUCCUGGCACUCAGCUUUUGUGGAUUCGUUGCCUUCACCAACCUCUCUCUCCAGAACAACACUAUUGGCACGUAUCAGCUCGCAAAAGCCAUGACGACUCCUGUCAUCAUUGUCAUACAAACGGUGUAUUACAGAAAGACAUUUUCCACGAAAAUAAAGUUGACACUGGUUCCCAUUACACUGGGGGUCAUCCUGAAUUCUUACUAUGAUGUCAGGUUCAAUCUCAUGGGCAUGGUGUUUGCUACACUGGGUGUUUUGGUCACUUCACUUUAUCAAGUGUGGGUGGGAGCAAAGCAGCACGAGCUGCAGGUGAACUCCAUGCAGCUGCUGUACUACCAGGCCCCCAUGUCCUCGGCUUUCCUGCUGCCUCUCUUGCCCUUCUUCGAACCCCUCACUGGGGAGGGGGGCAUCUUCGGCCCUUGGUCCCUGCAGGCUCUGGCCAUGGUGCUGUUAUCAGGGCUGAUUGCCUUCUUGGUGAACUUGUCCAUUUACUGGAUCAUUGGGAACACCUCAGCUGUCACCUAUAACAUGUUUGGGCACUUUAAGUUCUGCAUCACGUUGCUGGGGGGCUACGUACUCUUCCAGGACCCUCUUUCUCUCAACCAGGGCUUGGGAAUCGCCUGCACGCUGGUGGGCAUCCUGUCCUACACCCAUUUCAAGCUGGCCGAGCAGGAGGAAGGCAAGAGCCGGCUCGCUCAAAGGCCAUAGGACACCUGGAACGCCAGUCACUGAUCUUGCCACUGUGGUUGGCCAGUCUCCAGAUUGCACACUCCCCCAGAUAAUGCACAUUUAACAGGGGGUGAGGAAAGGAGCAGGAUGAGGAGCAUUGGCUGGGAGGUACAGAGAGAGAAGACCUUACGCUUGAUAAUUGGGAUGGUUUUUGGGAGGUUUUGAACUUUUAAUGAAUGAAGUUUUACAGGUACAACAAUGAAUGUUAAGGUUUAUAUGCCUGGGGUGAUGGUACUCCCAAAUUUAAAUUCACUUAAGAAGAAUGUCAAUCAUGAUGUGUGGAGGUUUUUCUUUAUGCAUCCGUACUAUCAUGAACCAAUGCUUUCACUCAAUGUGAACAAUUUUCUUUUAAAGGAGCAGAAUGUGUUUUUUCUUGUCAAAUAAUAAAAUAGCUUCCAGACCAACUGCAAUAAUGUAACUCUGAAGGACCAGUACUGAAGCAGUGUUGCUGAUUAUUAUUGUGCAUUCUAUGUGUCCUCAUUCUUUGCUUCAGCUGUUAUCAGUUCAUAUAUGUUGACAGCUGAAAAACAAGUGUAAUAAAAUGCAUGAAAACAGAGAAACAAUAUGCAUAGAAUACAUAAACAAUGAUGAAGUAAACUUUUUUGCCUUCAGCAUUACAUCAUGGCAUGUCUUGAAGCAUUUCUAUUUUUUUCAGAGCAAAUACAGUAAACUGCCCCUUUAAUGUUGGACAGAUGUUCAGAGUAUUUCUUAUGGUGUCAUUAUUUAAUGAUGUCUUUUCAUACACUAAACUAUACAAUAAAAGUAUUUUAUUGAA